Messenger RNA from Acanthosepion pharaonis, 957 nucleotides. The record is from the annotation of a GenBank genome assembly. NCBI's taxonomy places the organism in Eukaryota, Metazoa, Mollusca, Cephalopoda, Sepiida, Sepiidae.
AUGGCUUCUCUCUCUAGAAAGAAUUCUCUAUCUUUCUUUCUCUUAUUCCUUUGCUUUCUUUCUUUCUUUCUUUCUCUUAUUCCUUUGCUUUCUUUCUUUCUCUUCUUUCUUCUUUCUUUCUUUCUUUCUUUCUUUCUUUCUUUCUUUCGUUCUUUGCUUGUUUGCAUUCUUUCUUCUUUCUUUCUUUCUUUCUUUCUUUCUCUUAUUCCUUUGCUUUCUUUCUUUCUCUUCUUUCUUCUUUCUUUCUUUCUUUCUUUCUUUCUUUCUUUUCGUUCUUUGCUUGUUUGCAUUCUUUCUUCUUUCUUUCUUUCUUUCUUUCUCUUAUUCCUUUUGCUUUCUUUCUUUCUCUUCUUUCUUCUUUCUUUCUUUCUUUCUUUCUUUCUUUCAUUCUUUCGUUCUUUGCUUGUUUGCAUUCUUUCUUCUUUCUUUCUUUCUUUCUUUCUUUCUUUCUCUUAUUCCUUUGCUUUCUUUCUUUCUCUUCUUUCUUCUUUCUUUCUUUCUUUCUUUCGUUCUUUGCUUGUUUGCAUUCUUUCUUCUUUCUUUCUUUCUUUCUUUCUUUCUUUCUUUCUCUUAUUCCUUUGCUUUCUUUCUUUCUCUUCUUUCUUUCUCUUCUUUCUUCUUUCUUUCUUUCUUUCUUUCUUUCUUUCGUUCUUUGCUUGUUUGCAUUCUUUCUUCUUUCUUUCUUUCUUUCUCUUAUUCCUUUGCUUUCUUUCUUUCUCUUCUUUCUUUCUCUUCUUUCUUCUUUCUUUCGUUCUUUGCUUGUUUGCAUUCUUUCUUUCUUUCUUUCUUUCUUUCUUUCUUUCUUUCUUUCUUUCGUCCUUUCUUUCUCUUAUUCCUUUGCUUGCUUGCUUUCUUUUUUCUUUCUUUCUCUUAUUUCUUUCUUUCUUUCUCUUCUUUCUUUCUCUUCUUUCUUUCUUUCUUUCUUACGCUUCCCUUUCAUUCCUUUUUAUAAAUUAG